This is a messenger RNA of Peniophora sp. CBMAI 1063, 1725 nucleotides long. NCBI's taxonomy places the organism in Eukaryota, Fungi, Basidiomycota, Agaricomycetes, Russulales, Peniophoraceae. The record is from the annotation of a GenBank genome assembly.
AUGACAAACACAGAAGUACCCGAGAUAGCAAAGAUGCUGGCAAAACUCCUCGACAGAUUCGAGCGCGGAGGGAUAUAUAAUGGGCUGGAAAAGGAUAAGGUGCUUGCGGAUAGAGUGUUUAAGAAGGAUAAGCAGCCCGUCAUAGAUGAGUUCAAGCGCGUCGGCUUCGGGCCAGAACCCGACAACGCGGGUGAGGGUCGUAUAUGCGAGACGAUGGAGACCGUGUACGUGGGCAAGACCUCUGAGGCGUUGAAAGCGUACAGGAGUCUUAUCGUCCUGCGCCUUUUCGAUCUUCUCUCGUGGGCGAGCGGUGCACCGAAGAUUCCCCAGAACAGUGCCUCAGCGAAGUCAGGAGAGCUCCGUACUGCCGUGAAGGCUACUUUUGGAGAAGGAGUUGCCGAGUACCUCAACGACUGGACUAGUGCGCUCACUAAGGCCGCAGAAGGAAUCAGGAUCGCAACAGCGCAGACACGCCAGUCAUCGACGGAAUUAGACAUCGACUGGACACGGCCAGAGAUCACGCUGCCUGUGUUCGACCAAGUACUGUCAACUCUCUCCGACACUCCAUCUGUCGGCAGUCUCUUCACUUCGGUGUACUCGGCGAAUAUCAAAUGUGUCGCUUUCGCCAUCUGCUACCUCCUUAAUGAGUGCGAUUCAUCGGCAGGCGAUCUCUCGCAACUUGAUCUAACGAAACUGAGAAACAGAUGCUCACCAGACCAAAGUAUGGCCCGGGGAAUCUGGAAUAUGCUGGUGCUGGCGUUAUUCGUGUCUCCCCUUCCGCUCUUGAGCCAUAGAGACCUGGCAACAGAAUGCAAGAGCAUUCAGCUGCCUCAGAUGUUGGAGUACUGGGUUCAACUUGGAAAUCUUGAUCGUCCGAGGGAACUCGCACAUGCAGAGUCCUUGGUUUGGAGCGUCAUCUUCUCUGUCGCGGGUGGAGGUGACGCGAUGGUCUAUACUUCAUCUUUAGCGGAGUACUGGCUUAGUGGUCCCAGCACCCGAGCAAAUGUCAUUGAGACGAGAAGGUGGUUCGUCGCCGGACUGCCAGCAUCUGCUAGAACAUCUGGAUCCUCAGCUGGUCCUUCUACAACAGCUGGUCCUAACCGCUCUCAAGAAAGCUCCUUAAAGCGUAAUAAUACCGCAGAUACUAGCACGGGCUCACGUCCACCCAAGGUCCAGAAAACGGAGCAUACUGACGCUAUCUCAUCAAAAACAUCUGUUCCUGGGCCGUCAAACGAUUCCAACCAUGCCGCUCAAGCUGAUAUCGAACCCUCCGGGGCACAUGUUCAGCUCUCCGUCGAGGAUGCUAUGAACUGGUUACUUGAAGAGAACAAGUCUCUCACAGAGAAAGUCCAGAAGAAGGAUGCCGAGAUUGAAGCAAUACGCAGGGAAAAGACUACAGCAGAGUCUUUGAUGCUCGCGCGGUGUCUCGAGUUACUCAACGGCGAGCCUGAGCAGAUUGGAGUCCAAGAUAUCUCGGGCGCGUUGGGCUCCCUAGGCAAGAUGCUCAAGCGACUCCGUGCUGACAGUGCUGCAUCCAAAAAGGAUGCCACUGUUCUCCGUCUUCAAGCCCAGGAGUCCUAUAAGAAGUUGCAGAGCGGACGGAUGGAGCUCAAUCUGUCGCGAGCGCGAGCGCGGGAGCUCGAGGGUCGGUUGCAAGAUCGUGCGAAGGUGGACCAGGCGUUCGUGAAGGUAGUCGCUGGGAGAAUUGAGUCGGCCAAACCUUGA